This is a messenger RNA of Cicer arietinum (chickpea), 967 nucleotides long. Its product is annotated as albumin-2-like. The record is from RefSeq and is marked validated. Lineage: Eukaryota; Viridiplantae; Streptophyta; Magnoliopsida; Fabales; Fabaceae.
ACCUUUCUUAAAAAACCAAAAUAUUUCAUUCUCGCCUAGAAACUUACAAUACCAAAAGAUGACAAAUUUUGGUUACAUAAAUGCUGCAUUUCGUUCAUCUAGGAACAAUGAAGCUUACUUAUUCAUCAAUGAUAAGUACGUGCUUUUAGAUUAUGCUCCAGGAACAACCAACGAUAAAGUUUUGUAUGGGCCGAGUUUUGUUCGUGAUGGAUAUAAAUCACUUGCUAAUACAAUAUUUGGAACAUAUGGAAUAGAUUGUGCCUUUGACACCGAUAACAAUGAGGCAUUCAUAUUUUAUGAAAAAUUUUGUGCUCUCAUAGACUAUGCUCCACAUUCCAACAAAGACAAAAUAAUCUUAGGUCCUAAGAAAAUCGUUGACAUGUUUCCUUUUUUCGAAGGAACAAUGUUUGAAAAUGGAAUAGAUGCUGCAUUUAGAUCAACAAAGGGAAAAGAAGUUUACUUAUUCAAAGGAGACAAGUAUGCUCGUAUAGAUUAUGAAACCAAUCGUCUCAUUCAAAAUAUCAAAGACAUUACGGAUGGUUUUCCUUGCUUACGUGGCACAAUAUUUGAAAAUGGAAUUGAGGCAGCUUUUGCUUCUCAUAAGACAAAUGAAGCUUAUCUUUUCAAAGGAGAAUAUUAUGCACGUAUCCAUUUUACACCUGGAUCAACAAAUGAUACCAUUAUGGGUGGUGUGAAGAACACUCUUGACUAUUGGCCAUCUCUUCAAGGCAUAAUACCUAUGAAGAAUUAAUCAUGGGGCACAAGAUCAAAAACAAAGUUAUGAACUUUUAAAAUAAUAAUGUGAAUCUUUAUGAUAUUAUGAAAAUUAAGAAUAAAUAAGAGGAUGGAGAAUAAAAAUCGUUGUUGAUGUUUUCUUUCUAAACAUCAAUAAUUAAUGUAACAUAUGUGUUGUUGUUUGCUUUCGUUUCUUGAUGUAAUAAAAAUGACGGUCCUCUUAUUUUCCGCA